Parnassius apollo (apollo) is the source of this 390-nucleotide messenger RNA. Lineage: Eukaryota; Metazoa; Arthropoda; Insecta; Lepidoptera; Papilionidae. The record is from the annotation of a GenBank genome assembly.
AUGCAUCGCUUUUUUGCAGAGCUGGAACCAGCUCUAUCCGUCACUGAGCAAAACCUGUCAGACGGAGUUCGGUACAUCCUGCGCUCCAAUAUAUUUGGUGACGCCGAACUCGAACGACUACGACGUGAGGCUAUUUCUUCAUCGAAUGGAAAUGCUACGGCUGGGAUUGCGGCGCCACUAGAUGCGCAACAAACUGCAUAUGUGGAUGCUGCCGUCAACAUUCCAUUUGUAGCUAAUUCAGACGAUGAUGGAAUAGUCUCCCACGAACUAGAGAAAAUGAGGAGCAUAUUGGAAGAGUCGAUGCUGGAAACGCGCAGCAUGCCUCUCGAAAAUCGACCGCGACUUCCCCACAAGCAGCAAGCGAAAUCGGGCUGUCGUGCGGGCUCUUAA